Molecule: messenger RNA, 2221 nt
Organism: Biomphalaria glabrata
Lineage: Eukaryota; Metazoa; Mollusca; Gastropoda; Planorbidae
Product: alpha-amylase-like
Exons: 14
Coding region: 72-2168 (698 amino acids)
Biological process (GO): carbohydrate metabolic process
Molecular function (GO): cation binding; alpha-amylase activity
Source: RefSeq, a predicted model, not a curated record
GGUAGUCCUAACUGGGCUUCAUAAGUCUGAUUAAAAAAAUUUUAAAAAAAGAACGCUAAAAGAAAGAUGUUAUGAAUGUUUCAUUUGAAAUGUUAACAGAUAAGAACUUAGUCACUGGCGCUAUGUUAACCGUUCUAUUGUUACUGUUGGCUCUGUCUGGAGUCAGAGGACAGCUGCCUUACCAUGACGCCCAUUGCGGCAACAAGCAGGUCAUCGUCCAUCUCUUCAACUGGAAGUGGAAAGAUAUAGCUCUAGAGUGUGAGCGUUUUCUUGGCCCAAAAGGUUUCUGCGGAGUACAGAUCUCACCACCGAACGAACAUUUGGUAGAACGUCCCAAUCGACCAUGGUCUGAAAGAUACGCCCCUGUGAGCUACAAACUGACUAGCCGUAGUGGAACAGAGGCGGAGCUGAGGGACAUGGUAAACAGAUGCAAGCGAGUAGGCGUCAGAAUCUACGCUGAUAUCGUCAUCAAUCACAUGGCUGGAGUCGGCUUCAGUGGAGUUGGGUCUGCCGGAAGUCACUUUGACGCCAACAAAAGAGAAUUCUCCGGCGUCCCUUACAGCAUUUCUGAUUUCAACAUGGUGGGAAGGUGUCCUAAUUCAGACAACAACAUUCACAAUUACGAUGACGUGAAUGACGUCAGAAACUGCAACAUGGGAGGACUGACCGACCUGUGGCAGGAGAAAGAAUGGGUUCGAGGCAAGAUAGCCGAUUACAUGAACAGCUUGAUUGACAUAGGCCUGGCUGGUUUUAGGGUGGACGCUGCCAAGCAUAUGUGGCCAGGUGACCUGGACGUCAUCUGGGCAAGGCUGCACAAUGUUGAUGGUGGUCGCCCUUUCGUCUAUCAAGAAGUGAUCGCUGGUGGUGCUGUGCACGCUUCUGAGUACUACCAUCUUGGAUAUGUUACAGAGUUUAAUUACGGUGAGCAAUUAAAAUAUGCUAUUAAUCACUUUGAAAACCUCAGGGGCGUGGUUCACUUAGACUGGGGCAUGGCCCCUACUGAGCACGCCUUUGUGUUUAUGGACAACCAUGACAACCAAAGAGGAGGGCAACUUCAUUUCGACAACCCAGUGGAAUACAAGCGUGCUGUGGCCUUCACCUUGGCCUUCAACUAUGGCUUCGCCCGAGUCAUGAGCAGCUACUACUUCACCGAUCGCUCACAGCCUCCACCUCACGAUGGGGACACCAUCAAAGACGUCACCAUCAACGCAGACGGCAGCUGCGGCAACGGUUGGGUCUGUGAGCAUAGGUGGAAAGUGAUCGCCAACAUGGUGCGGUACAGGAAUGACGUCCUGAACACAGGCAUCGAGAACUGGAACGUCCAGGAAGACGUCAUGUGGUUCACUAGAGGCAACGUUGGAUUCUUUGCAAUGGGCAAAACGAACUUCAACAAGCACAUAUAUACUGGUCUCCCAGCGGGUCAGUACUGUGACCUCAUUAGUGAUUGCACCAAGAAAUUUAACGUGGACAGUAACGGCAUGGCCGACAUCAGCCCACACGACGGACACGAGCCAUUUGUUGCCUUCACCACAAAGAGUAAAAAUGUAGCUAGAAGCACUGCAGCUGUCCAUCUUGAUGAAUAUGUUCCACCCUCUCUUUCUGACAAUAAAACAACUAUCAUAUUCAUUAAGGCGGAGCUACCUGACGGACAGGAUCUGUUUAUACGUGGUGGCAUAGACCACGCCCGCAGACAAGGUUGUGAUCUGAUGGAUGCCCGACUAAGUGGUUGCAGUCUUCCCAUCAGACAUCUCACAGUUGGCAACGAUACUUAUUUUCAAAAGUUCAACACUUGGUCUAAGGGAGAUAACUACCUGGAUUGGUAUGGAACAGAGUUACAUCAAGGGGAAUACAAUCACCAGCGACCGUACGGAACACCAGCAGUUCUGACAACUAAUAGAACCGAUGAACCUGAUUAUAGUCCGUAUAAUACAUUUGGACAUGGGUAUUGGAUGGUGGCUGUAGAAAUGGAUUGCGCUAGAACCCAGAAUGGAUACUUUGAGAUCAAGGCAAUGGUGAAUGGGGCAUGGGAGACAGAUGUGUCCAGUCCGACGUGUUCAGGGAACGGAGGAGGAGCCUGGCCGUACCACACAAACAACCACUGGGCGAGAUGUGGCUAUAGGAACGUGUUUCAAUAUGGUUCAGGAACUUGCUCUAUAACUACACUAUAAAUUGUCCGAUAUAUGUCAUUGUAAUUAAAAAAAAAUUAUUCUUGACGAGCUUA